CUCUCUCUCUCUCUCAUCGUGUUUUCCAAACCUCACGAGAAAACCACCGCUAGAUCUCUCGUUUCAAAACCCCGAAAGGAAAAAGUUGGUAACUUGGUGUGCCAAAGUCCAAACUCUCGCUUUCACUCUCAUCCUAAACCCAAAACCACCACAAAACCUCAUAUUUUCGAACCCAAAAGCUAAACAGAGUUGGUAUCAUACGUAGAGAACGAUGUCAACGAUAAAAGCAACAAGGAGAGCAAAAUGGCAGUACCCACCACCCCCACCAACCCCGAGAAUCCUCCACUUGCCACGCCGGCCUCGACGGAGAGCCCCCAAGAACGUGGCUUCAAAGCCCGCCGCCACUGAGGCUCGGCGUGACCGUAAGGGAAAGCUGGAGGCGCUGUUCGACCAAGAACGUGUGUUUGCGAGAACUGGGGUUCCAUUAGUGUUGUUGGACUACGGUGGUGGUGAGGAAAGUGAGAGGAGGAGAGUGAGAGUUGAGGAGAGUAGUAGUGAGAGUGGUAGUGGUGGUGGUAGUGUGGCAGAGGAGAAGUGGAGGUUCCAAGCAGAGAUGUUAAGGGCUGAGUGUAACUUGCUGAGGAUGGAAAAGGAGAUUGCAGUCAAGAAGUUGGAAAGAAGCCGAGUGAAGAUGGAGAGGACUCUGAGAUCGGCUGUUCAGACUCUGGUUUCUGGGAGAAAGAAGAUUUCUGAAGAAAAUAAUUUGAGCAUGGGAUUGGAGGAAGAGAUCCAAGAUUUGGUAGAGAAACUAGAGAAGUUGCAGAGGAGCUCAGAAUUCAAGGAUUUUGAAGUUAGGAACUUCAGUAAUUUUGAUAAACAGGCGUCUCUUCUUCGGAGACGGCUAGAGAAGUUUGGAGCAACAUCGGGUGAGAUAUGCUUGAAGGAGAUUCGGGAGAUGGCAGAAGCAAGCUUGUCAAUGGAAACAAGUUGUGAAGUCAAUGAGUGCUUGGUUUCAAGUGGAAAAGGCAAUACUCUGCAGGUUGAGAUCCUAAGAAGGAAAAUGGAGGCGUUGUCAAAGGGCAUUUUGUUGGACAGGAUGGAAGAGGAGUAUAGAUCAAUGCUUUCUACACCACACAGCUCUGUUGCCAGUUCCGCCUCCUCUUCCAUGAGAAUUGAGUUUCCUAACUCAUCUUCUACAUCAGCAAGACAACCUGAGCAGAAGACAAAGUCCCCAGAAGAUAACUUGUGCUCUGGACGUUGCAAGGCUAUAGUACGAAGAAUUGUAGAGCAAGUUCGAGUUGAGACAGAGCAAUGGUCCCAGAUGCAGGAGAUGCUAGGACAGGUGAGGAAGGACAUGGAAGAACUGCAGGCCUCCCGAGACUUUUGGGAAAAUCGAGCCCUCAAUUCUGAUGAUCAAAUACAAACUCUACGCUCUACUGUUCAAGAAUGGAGACACAAGGCUAUGUCAUCUGAAAGCAAGGCAAAUGAACUACAAUUGCAGAUGUCCGAGAUCCGCAGAGCGCUUGAAUGGAUGAGGAAGGAGCAAAACUCAGUAGUUAGCGAACCCAUAAUUGGGCAGGAUGCACAAAACGAGACGGAGAAGCGAGUACUGGUUUGUCGCUUGAAAGAGAAUCAUUGUACUGAUGAUAAUGCCAAUAAGGAGGUCUCAAGGGAUAGAAGAAGAAUACCACACACAUCCAGCAGCGGAUUUGUGGCUCAGAAACGAUUGCCUUUUCGAGAUAUUGGGAACUCAUCAUCGUUGAUAAGGCAAAAUAGCAAAGCUGUGUUCCCUUUGCAUUGCCCCUCCACUUUCAAUAGAGAGUAGAACUUUGAGAGUGAGUCUGAGUCUGAGACUCUCAUAUUUUAAAUAGUUAUCAAAUAGCCUGUGGUUAAUUUGUAGGAAGUUUCUUUGUGUCUUUUGUUGAGCAAAUGGUGCUAAUCUAAGAAAACCGGUACAAUCGGACAGGCCAAA
Molecule: messenger RNA, 1912 nt
Organism: Juglans microcarpa x Juglans regia
Lineage: Eukaryota; Viridiplantae; Streptophyta; Magnoliopsida; Fagales; Juglandaceae
Product: protein Daple-like
Exons: 5
Coding region: 212-1765 (517 amino acids)
Source: RefSeq, a predicted model, not a curated record